CCGAGAGAGAAGGCAUCGUGUGAUCGUGAUCGCGGUUUGCAUCGCAGAGAGAAACACGGGGUUUUGGAUUUGUAGUCUGUUGAAAGUUAAAACGUCAUCUCAAUCAUUUUAGUGAAAAAUACUGAAUAGUACGCUAAAUCGUAAACUGGAUUAUUAAUUCUUAUAUUAAUUAUACAGCAAAAUGCCGGCCGCGCGAGGCGUAAAACGGUCAGCGUCGAAAGCUUCGACAUCUGCGGCGGCGACGGAGCCCAAAAAUAAGAAAAAACGCGGGGUGAUCCAACUCGAGAUUCCGAGUGCGCCAAAGCGGAGGGGAUGUGUCUAUACGUGCGGACAGGGGGAUGUGGGGCAGUUGGGCCUUGGCGAAGACGUGAUGGAGACUACCAAAUUCAAACAAGUGACGAAGCUGCCGAACAAAAUAGUGGAGGUUAUUGCUGGUGGAAUGCACACACUUGCGUUGGACAGUGAUGGAAAGGUGUGGUCGUGGGGCUGCAACGACGAGGGCGCUCUAGGGCGGGCUACAAGCGGGGACACCGAGGAGGGCACACCGGGACAGGUGUCCCUCCCGAGUCCCGCUGUGGCCCUGUCGGCCGGGGACAGCCACUCGGCAGCACUCUUGAGCGAUGGACAGGUGUGGGCGUGGGGUUCCUUCCGCGAUUCCCACGGCUCCAUGGGUCUCGUAGUCCAAGGGCGAGAGGGCAAGCCGUGUCGGGAGCCGGUGCCGUUACCGCUGCCGCCAGCCGCCGCGCUGGCCUCCGGCGGCGACCAUCUUGUCGUGUUGGACCUCUCCGGUAAUGUCUACACGAUGGGUUGCGGCGAGCAAGGACAGCUAGGGCGGUUGACGCAGCGGUCCGCGUCGCGUGGAUCUCGACAGGGUUUCGGGGCGUUGCUAGUCCCGGCGAAAGUGACAGUCAAGGGGGGCGGAGUGGGCGUGUCCGCCGUGUGGGCGGGGUCGCACGCCACUUUCGCGGUGUCGGGAGGCAAAGUGUUGGCGUGGGGCCUCAAUAACUAUGGACAGCUGGGUAUAACGGGUGAAAAGCGCAAGACGGCACUAUUCGCGCCAACAGAAUGCGACGCGUUGCCCGCUGAUGAGUGGAAGUGUUUCUCUGCGGGCCAGCACCAUACAAUAGCGCUGAACGCAGAGGGGAAGGUGUACGCUAUUGGACGCUGUGAAUAUGGCAGGUUAGGUCUAGGAGACCGAGUCGGUGAUGCGGAAACACCAGAAAUUGUCCCGAAGUUACAGAACAAGAAAUGUGUCAGUAUAAGCACGGGGACGAGUAAUAGUUUUGCUGUUACUGAUACAGGCGAAGUAUACGGCUGGGGCAUGGGCAGCGAAGGUCAACUCGGAACCGGGAAAUCCAACGACGAGAACGCGCCGUGUCCCGCCGUGCUGGCGGCGGUGAGCGGCCGCGUGCCCAUCCGCGUCGCCGCCGGCGGACAGCACACGGUGUUGCUGGCGGAGGAUCCAAACGCACCUAAAGAUCCCUCUCCGGAACCCAAGAAGCAGAAAGAAGACGACAAGAUAGAGGAAGAAGAAGAAAAAGAGGAAAAAGUGGAAACAAAGAAACCGAGGCCGAACAAGAGACAGAAGAAACAGGAGCAAGAUGAGGAGAUAUCUUCAACGUCAAGCGCCCAGCCAUCUACAGAUGAGCCUGAGGAGAAAAAGACGAAGGCAUCAAAGACUAAGACUAAGAAGGCAUCGAAAGUAAAUGGGGAUAAGAAGAAGGAGACGGCUAUGGAGGUUGAUGAGACUGAUUCAGCAAAACCAGAAGAUAAACCAGAAAACAAAGAAGACAAACCGACAGAAACACAACCAGACAAACCGGAACCGGAACAGAAAUCCGAAUCAGAGAACAUGGACACAUCGAGUCAAGAUACAACGGACAGUGAGAAACCUGAAGAUAAAGACGUUGAGAUGAAACCGGAAGUCAACGGGAUGGAACAGGACAGCAAACCGGAGAAACCGGACAGCAAAGAGACCAAACCGGAAGCGAUACCAAGUGAGACUGUUACAGCGUGAUGGUAAUUGGGAUUUUGACUGUAAAGUAGGUAAUGAACGUAUAUGCCAGCGUUUUUGGUGUGAAGGUUAGACCGCAUUACGCACACUUCACGGCAAAAUAUUAUUUUUAUAAAAUCGUUAAUCUGAAUGUAGUUUUUCUUUCUUCGGAGUGACCGACCAAAAAUUCAAAUAAAAUGUUACUUUAUGUACUCAGCUUUUCAUUUUGGAUUACCGACUUACUAUGAACAACGCUGGUCAAGCUGACUAAAACGAAAAUCUGCUUAGAAAAUCGGAAAGCUACAUUUAACGAUUUCAUACAAAGAAUAUUUGGUUGUGAUGUGUCUAGUGUCUACCUUUACGCAUGAUUCCUAUUUUUAUUAACUUUAUCUUCCUUACAAAUAAAACUUAAGUCGGUCUUUCGUCACAUGUCACGACAUAGUUGUCAUAUGUCACGAUAUAGGUGUCAUAUGUCACAAUGUAGCUGCCGUAUGUCACGAUAUAGGUGUCAUAUGUCACAAUGUAGCUGUCGUACGUCUGUUUGACACGGAAGACCCCUACAGCUAAGAAGCUCCAUCUGGUGGCAAAUGAAAUAUCGACCGCGUCGCUAUUUAAAUAAAUCGUUAUACAAGCAAUUGCUUGUGAUCUCGCGUUAU
Aricia agestis (brown argus) is the source of this 2649-nucleotide messenger RNA. RefSeq names its product regulator of chromosome condensation-like (gene Rcc1). Gene Ontology annotation, molecular function: guanyl-nucleotide exchange factor activity. Gene Ontology annotation, cellular component: cytoplasm. NCBI's taxonomy places the organism in Eukaryota, Metazoa, Arthropoda, Insecta, Lepidoptera, Lycaenidae. The record is from RefSeq and is a predicted model, not a curated record. Bases 182 to 2017 code for a protein of 611 amino acids. The transcript has 15 exons.